Odontomachus brunneus is the source of this 934-nucleotide messenger RNA. RefSeq lists its product as uncharacterized. The record is from RefSeq and is a predicted model, not a curated record. NCBI's taxonomy places the organism in Eukaryota, Metazoa, Arthropoda, Insecta, Hymenoptera, Formicidae. Bases 208 to 882 code for a protein of 224 amino acids. The transcript is spliced from 5 exons.
UUUCUGUACUUGUCCGGUCCUUGUGACCAUACGCGGCCCUAGCGCCGGUGGGAGCCUCAGGGCAGCAAUCAUUAUAGCAAAUAAUAAACAAAGAAUAAUGAAUGUAACGGCAAGACAAAAAGAAAUAUUAAUAAAUAAUUUGAAAAGUCAUGCGGAAUUAGUGGGGAGGUCGAGUAAACCGAAAAAAUGAGAGUAAAAGAAAAUUGAAUGAUAUGUGGAAUAAAAUUGCUGAACAUAUUAAUGCAAGUAACGAAGGCCCUCAAAAAAGUGGACAAGAAUGGGCGAAAGUUAAUAUUUCCUUCCACUGAGUAUCCAGACAUGGAAAGCUAUGAAGUCAUGUAUUAUAUUUUGAAAAAAGAAGCAAGACGACGUAGUUAUAUACAAGGGACAGAAGGUGGACCUCCUCCUCAAAUAUUUCUCUCUAGUUUUGAAGAGGAAGUUUUGGAAUUUUUAACACCAGAAGCAGCUGGAUUGCAAAACAUCCCAGAAGGUGGAAUAAUUGAGACAGCAGAAGAGACGCAGACUUUAUCAGAAUGUUGUUCAACAUCUCAAAUUAAUCAGUUUACAUCUCAUGACAAAGUAAUAGAAAAACAGAAUAUAUUGCCACAUGUAGAAAUUGAUGAUAAUAUUGAAAAUACACCACCAAAUAUUACUAAAAGGAAAAAAAAUGUUAACAUACCAGAAAAUAAUACAAGAAAAGAAAAAUCAAUUCAUCAUUUAUCAUAUAGCAUGUUGCAAAUUCAAGAAAUGAAAUUAAAACUAAAAAGAAAAGAAAUAAAAAUUAGAAAAAAAACUUUAAAAGUGCAAGAAAAUAUUAUGUUCGAAUUAAAAGAAAUCAAGUCCAUUUUGCAAAUAGAGUCUGCAAGUGAAUUUAUAAUAUGAGAAAUGUGAAGAUAUAACUUAAGAAAAACGAUAUAUAUUAAGAGCUAUACGU